This is a messenger RNA of Talaromyces atroroseus, 1626 nucleotides long. RefSeq lists its product as hypothetical. Gene Ontology annotation, biological process: asparaginyl-tRNA aminoacylation. The transcript is spliced from 3 exons. Gene Ontology annotation, molecular function: nucleic acid binding; ATP binding; asparagine-tRNA ligase activity. Bases 1 to 1626 code for a protein of 541 amino acids. Gene Ontology annotation, cellular component: mitochondrion. The record is from RefSeq and is a predicted model, not a curated record. Lineage: Eukaryota; Fungi; Ascomycota; Eurotiomycetes; Eurotiales; Trichocomaceae.
AUGCGGACAUGGCGACGGUCCUUCUCCACAUCCAUUAUACGAUACAGCCAAUCGAGCGCCUUAGGUAGUUGCAAUCGGUUGCGAUGCGCAGAACUCUUAAAUGUGUCGUCAGAGAAAGACAAGGCGCGCGAAUUCGAGAAUGAGAACGUCACAUUGAAAGGAUUCAUUCGUUCAGUGAGGAAGCAGAAACGAUUUGCCUUUGCUGAAAUAUCGGACGGCUCAACAGUGCAGUCGUUGCAGGCGAUUUUGACACCGGACCAGGCAGCUGACCUGUCAACCGGUGCCGCGAUUGAGAUAUCUGGUAUAUGGAAAGCUUGUCCACCUGGGAAGGAGCAGACACAUGAGCUGCAGACUACAACGAUACAAGUCGUGGGAGAUGCGGAUCCAGAGACUUAUCCAAUCCAGAAGAAAUAUCACUCUUCGGAUUUUCUAAGACAAAUUCCUCACUUGCGAUUACGGACACCCUUCAACUCGUUACUCUCUCGAUUUCGCUCCGAGUGCAUAUACCAGCUGGGUCAGGUGUUUAGGUCACAUCCACAUGGAGGAUUUACACAAGUACAGCCGCCGCUGAUUACUUCGUCGGACUGUGAGGGUGCAGGAGAGACAUUCACUUUGUCCCCAGAAUCUUCUGCAUUGCCAGCACCCGGAGAGGAAGUUGAGCACUUCUUUCGCAGUCCCAAAUACCUAACGGUUUCAUCACAACUUCAUUUAGAAGCCUAUGCUGCCGAACUCGGGAAUGUAUGGACACUCUCGCCGACUUUCCGAGCGGAAAAGAGUGAUACACCGCGCCAUUUGAGCGAGUUCUACAUGCUCGAGGCCGAAGUGAACUUUGCCAAUGAAUUAUCCAGUCUCCUAGAUCUAGUGGAAUAUUUGAUUCGAGAUCUAGCUCGGCGGCUUCAUGACACCCCGGUCGGACAGGAAAUAUUGUCAGCUAAACGAUCCGGCGAGCCUGGUCUAGAUACAGUCGACUUUAAUGAAGCCCUUCGCAGAAGAUGGGAUGUACUACUAUCCGGGCCUGAAUGGCCUCGUAUUACAUAUACGCGGGCGAUCGAAAUGCUUCAGGAUGCGGUAACUAAUCACGGAGCCUCAUUUACCCACCAACCGUCAUGGUCCGAGGGCCUUCAGCUCGAGCAUGAGAAGUAUAUUGUGGACACCCUUUUCCACGGAGUACCCGUCUUUGUCACAGACUACCCCCAAAAAGUGAAGCCCUUCUACAUGGCGCCAUCGCCCUCUGCCGAAGGAGGUGCAACGGUGGCGUGUUUCGAUCUCCUCUUCCCUGAAAUCUGUGAAGUCGUAGGCGGAUCCCUUCGUGAACAUCGAUUACCUGCGCUGAUCGAUAAAAUGCGCAAGUACGGGUUGAUUAAACAGCGUCGUCGUCACUCUACCCAGUACUCAGCCACAUCACAACAACAGCUAGAUGAUGAGGGUGGCUCGGAGUAUCCGUAUCUCGAACCGGGCGAGGACCUUGGCCAUUUGCAGUGGUACGCUGACCUUCGGCGCUGGGGGAGUGCGCCACAUGGAGGAUUCGGACUUGGGUUUGAUCGUUUAAUUGGAUAUCUCGCUGGAGUCAGCAGUCUUCGCGAUGUAGUUCCGUUCCCGAGAUAUUUCAAGAGAGCCGAUUGCUAG